Haemonchus placei is the source of this 497-nucleotide messenger RNA. NCBI's taxonomy places the organism in Eukaryota, Metazoa, Nematoda, Chromadorea, Rhabditida, Trichostrongylidae. The record is from the annotation of a GenBank genome assembly.
AUAUACCGCGGUUAAAUGUCUUUAUGCCAAUGUCAAAUGUGAGUAUGCAGAACACUACAAUGUUAGACUGGAGACAGACAGUGGACAUGUGCUGGCAAUCGGAGAACAAAGCGAAACAGUGCUUGAGUGCAUCAAUGGAAGGAAUGGAAUCAAUCCGUCGCUGCAACUUUCCUGUUGAUAUGGGUAGCAAAACUUGUGAUCAACAUGCAACUAUAAGAUACCAUUUCGACGCGGAAACGAUGACUUGUUUACCGUUCAAAUACGCAGGAUGUGGUGGAAAUGCGAACAAUUUCUACUCCAAGUCAGAGUGCACAAACGAGUGUUUGCCAAAAAAAUAUAUUGCGAAUAUGAGACCGGACUGCGGUAACAGAAAAGUCGUGAUGGAACGUGACGGCACAUUCGACACCAUCAUGCUUGGGAAGUCUUGUGACCAUCAGUUCUGUCCGCUAGGCGCCGAAUGUCAUCGUGGCGCAUACUUCGCCUACUGCUGUCACUAG